CAUCAUUUCCAUGUGUUUGGUUAGGAAUAUGAUUGAACAUCUAGAAAAGCUUCUUUCCCUGUCUUGAUAAGCUUUUGCUACCCAAAUUAACACGAAAACCACCAUGAUAAUGGAAAGAGAGACCAUAACAAUUUGUAUUGCUAUUUAGAUACUCACUCUCCCAUCUUCAUGAGAUCAUGAGUUCUAGUGAGUGGAGAUUAGAUAAUUCCUUGAAAUAAAACCAGUGAGGAAAUGAUAAGAAUGCCCGUAAAGAGAUACCGGGAGCAAGCAAUACCUUUAGAUGCAAGAACUCAUCAUCUCUUGCAGUUGGUCCCAAUCAUAUCUGUUCAUCCCAAGUUUCCGAUUUUGUUUAAGUAGGUUCUGUAUAUUGAGCGUCCUCUACCGUGUGGUUCGGAUUAAUUUGGAUGGCGGAGGCCUUUUUUGGAUGCAUGUGUAAUUACAGGAAAUAAUGGGGUUGUUUUAAGAAUCGGCCACAUGUAUUUUUGUAUUCUUUUUAUUUAUUUAUUUUUAUGGUAUGCAACACGAAUCAUGGUGAUACGCUGAAUCAGUAGCGAGAGAAGGGAAAGGAAGGAUUUCCAGGGAUCAAUUGAAGGCAAAGUCGCUCACCUCUCUCUCUGAUUCGCAGAUCUCUUUUCUUCAAUGGGUUUGUGGGAAGCUUUUCUCAAUUGGCUCAGGAGCCUAUUUUUCAAGCAAGAAAUGGAAUUAUCCUUGAUUGGACUUCAGAAUGCUGGGAAAACCUCACUUGUUAAUGUUGUUGCUACUGGUGGAUAUAGUGAAGAUAUGAUUCCUACAGUAGGAUUCAAUAUGAGGAAAGUAACAAAAGGAAAUGUUACAAUAAAGUUGUGGGACCUUGGUGGUCAACCCAGGUUUCGCAGUAUGUGGGAGCGAUACUGUCGUGCUGUUUCUGCUAUUGUCUAUGUGGUUGAUACUGCUGAUCAUGAAAACUUGAGUAUCUCAAAGAGCGAGCUUCAUGAUUUGCUGAGCAAACCGUCAUUGAGUGGUAUUCCCUUGUUAGUGCUCGGUAACAAGAUUGACAAGCCAGGAGCUCUGUCUAAAGAGGCUUUGACUGAGGCAAUGGGACUCAAGUCAAUUACGGACAGAGAAGUUUGCUGCUUUAUGAUCUCGUGCAAGAACUCUACCAAUAUCGAUUCGGUUAUUGAUUGGCUUGUGAAGCAUUCUAAAUCAAAGAGCUGAGAGGGCUGUUAUCCUGUGACUGUAUUUCUGUGUAAUAAUAUCUUGUUUGCUGAUUUACAUACUUCUUUGCUUGGAGAGAUGCUGUACGAUAGGUCAUUGUGUUUCUCAGUGCGUAUGCGAGGUUUUUCGUGGUGUUAACAUUCCAUAUAUGCUGCUGCUGUUUUUUUUUUUGGCUUUGUCAUUUUAGCGGAGCUAUGCCUCGCUGGUAAAGACUGAAUCUGGCUUUGGUGGAGGAGGGAAAUAGAUUUAGAACUGAAGGGGAUAUAUACACCAUUCUGGUUCGCAUGGAACUCUGUAAAGUACUUGUACACUAUUGCAUCUUUUAUUCCAUCUAAAAAUUUGUUUCUUAUGUGAAACAUCUUUCCCA
This is a messenger RNA of Tripterygium wilfordii, 1561 nucleotides long. Its product is annotated as ADP-ribosylation factor-like protein 8a. The coding region runs from base 640 to 1194 and encodes 184 amino acids. Gene Ontology annotation, biological process: protein transport. The record is from RefSeq and is a predicted model, not a curated record. Gene Ontology annotation, molecular function: GTPase activity; GTP binding. NCBI's taxonomy places the organism in Eukaryota, Viridiplantae, Streptophyta, Magnoliopsida, Celastrales, Celastraceae. The transcript has 6 exons.